AAGAAAUUCCGCCCUGAUUCGAUCCGACUGGGUUGAAAACGAAGAUACAAAGUAAAUUUUACAUGAAGAAGAUUUGGCUCGGCGUAUUCGAUCUCGUCCUCGCUUUUCUUUAUUGAUUAUAACCACGGGCUCUUUACUUUAUGUCGAUGUCCUCUCCUAGGGUUCCUUCCCUCACUUGUUACUAGCAGCUCUUCCUUUAUACCUAAGAUAAACCUAUUCUUUUUCAAAGCAAACACUCAAGAGUCGAAAGAAUUCACAAUAGAAAACAAAGUCAGAAUAGUUGAAUAGCUGCCCAAAAGCUAGCCACCUAGAAAAGAGAUCGAGCGAGCAAAAUCCAACUCCAGCCAGAUUCAUUGUCAUCACUAGUUCAAUACAAAUGGACCAAAUUGAUGAAAUGCGAGUGUAAAACAUAAAUAUGAGGGUUAAUGAAGUUGAUGAUGCAGGACCAGUGUAUCACAGAGUCGUUGAAUCUUUCUCGAACAAGUUUUUUCCUUCAGGAUAUCAAUGCAAGUUAGUUGGUAUUGGCAGUGCGAACUUGGCAACUGUAUACUCACAACCGGGCAGCUUUAUUGUUAUAUAUGGCUUAUGAAAAAAAAAAAAAAGCCUAGUGUGAAUGAGGGAUAUCUUAGAUGCACGUGAUUUCGUGCGCUGCAACACUUUUCUAUUGUACACGUUUGUUGUGUUAUUGAAGAAAUACGAGCCAUCCCUGUUAAUACAUUGAAUCCACAGAGGACGGCAAUGGCUGUGGGUGAUUUUGUCAAGACAGGGAAAAUACGAAGCCCUGCAGAUCUUAGAUAUCGUGAAGAUCUCUUGUUCCCGGGAGGAUUUGUAGAAGAUGCUGGCAAUGUAAAAGUUGGACAGGCUUUGUACAGAGUGGUGAAGCCUUCAAAACUUAAUGAAUUGAAAGAAUUAUUUCCUGAGGAGAAGUUUAUUCCAAGUCCUGGAAAUAAAUGGAUUGAUUUAGUAUUGGAUCAAAACGCCACUGGUGAAGAUGCACUGAAGGGAUGGCUGGUUGCUGCAUAUGCUUUGAAGAAGUUUUCCUCAUUAGCGAAAGGGUCCUAGUGAAGUUGAGAUUGAAGGACAGAAGUGAGUUCAAUCUCCAACUAUAUUCAAAGAGUUAUCAAAUAUUGUUGGACUGGAACACCGACACAGGAAAUAUAUUUGAAUAAAAUAUGGAGUUUAAUAAUCCAUCAAUUGAAAA
Molecule: messenger RNA, 1201 nt
Organism: Populus euphratica (Euphrates poplar)
Lineage: Eukaryota; Viridiplantae; Streptophyta; Magnoliopsida; Malpighiales; Salicaceae
Product: protein root UVB sensitive 2, chloroplastic-like
Exons: 4
Coding region: 739-1062 (107 amino acids)
Biological process (GO): response to UV-B; auxin polar transport
Cellular component (GO): chloroplast envelope
Source: RefSeq, a predicted model, not a curated record